CUCACUCUGGUUCUAAAUUCUAGGGUUUUUCGACGGAGUCUUCAAUGGGGAUAAUACGGAGUCCAUUUGAUAAGAACAAGUUCACUUGGGUGAUCAAGGAUUUCUCCUCUUUGCGAUCUGAGAUGAUUUAUUCUGACGAAUUUGUUCUCGGUGGCUGCAAAUGGCGUCUUAUGGCCUAUCCCGACGGAGAUAGGAUUAAAAAGUAUAUGUCUUUGUAUGUGGAAGUUGCUGAUUCUAAACAUUUGCCUUCUGGAUGGAGUAUACACACAGAAUUGCGCAUGGAAGUUGUAAAUCACCAUUUGUAUAAGCCCUCCCAACAGAAAUAUAGAAAAAAUUUUUGGUUUGAUAAGAAGACUCCUGCCUGGGGUUAUAAAACCAUGAUUCCACAUUCUAAACUUUGUGGUGAAGAAGGGUUUUUGGUAAAUGGAGAAGUCACAAUUGUAGUCCAGAUAGACGUUUAUAGAGUUAUUGGCAAAGUAGCUGCAAUAGAGAUUUCUGAAGAGGGAUCUAAAGGGGGAUAUGAAUAUGAAUCUGAAGAGGAAUCUAAAAAGAAAUCUGUAGAGGGAUCUAAAUGGGGAUAUGAAUAUGAAUCUGAAGAGGAAUCUAAAAAGGAAUCUGUAGAGGGAUAUAAUGGGGGAUAUGAAUAUGAAUCUGAAGAGGAAUCUAAAAAGAAAUCUGUAGAGGGAUCUAAAUGGGGAUAUGAAUAUGAAUCUGAAGAGGAAUCUAAAAAGGAUUCUGAAGAGGGAUAUAAAGGGAGAUAUGUAUAUGAAUCUGAAGAGGAAUCUAAAAAGGAUUCUGAAAAAGAUUGUGGAGAGGAAUCUGAAAAGGGUUCUGAAGAGGGAAGCAGUCCUCUUAAAAAGAUUAAGCGAAAUGAUGAUCGUGUGGAGUCUAAUGAUUCAGUCAACAAGACUCAACAUGAAUCUGAAGGGGGAUAUGAAUAUGAAUCUGAAGAGGAAUCUAAAAAGGAUUCUGAAAAUGAUUGUGGAGAGGAAUCUGAAAAGGAUUCUGAAGAGGGAAGCAGGCCUCUUAAGAAGAUUAAGCGAAAUGAUGAUGGUGUGAAGUCUAAUGAUUCAGUCAACAAGACUCAACAACUGAAGGAAACCAUGGAUGUCAAUGGGUUUCAAGUUCUUCCUUCACAGGAGAAAUUUGUGAGCCGUAUUUUUGAAAAAUACCCAGACAUUGCAGUAGGAUUCCAUGCAAAGAACCAACAUCUUAGGACAGCAUGCAUGAAUGUCCUCCUCAGCCUAAUCGAGACACUGUGUCAGUCACCUCAGGAGCUCUCAAAUGAAGAUAUGGUGGAAGCAGACAAUGCUCUAACAUAUGUGAAAGAUGCGGGCUUUAAGGUGGAUUGGUUGGAGAAGAAGCUGGAGGAAGUAAAAGAAAAGAAGGUGGUAGGGCAUACUGGUGAGACUCGGAUUCAAGAGUUAGAGGAGGAAAUGUUGAACAUUAUGUGUAAGUGGUCAGACAUGAAAGCUGUACUGGAGAAGGAGAAGACAAAAGUGUUGGCAGCUAGAGCUCCUCUAACAUUGGAUGAUUUUGUCUGAUGACUUGGGUACUACUUGGUGUGUUCUUGUCUGUUCGUUUGAGUCUCCAGAUCUCCUAAUUAGAGUCCUCUUAUAACUUAGGAAGGUAGAGUGACCCUUGUCGGAAUCAAGUUUCCACAUUUUGUAAUGAUGACUCGGUAGGAUAAUGUAAUUAAAGCAUGCUUGUAGUAACGAAAAAUCAAUGCCUUUUGGCUCAUCAAGUCUAUGAAA
Arabidopsis lyrata subsp. lyrata is the source of this 1754-nucleotide messenger RNA. RefSeq names its product MATH domain and coiled-coil domain-containing protein At3g58220. Gene Ontology annotation, molecular function: protein binding. The transcript has 4 exons. The record is from RefSeq and is a predicted model, not a curated record. The coding region runs from base 45 to 1544 and encodes 499 amino acids. Lineage: Eukaryota; Viridiplantae; Streptophyta; Magnoliopsida; Brassicales; Brassicaceae.